GUGGGCGUGUCUCUGUGUGUCAUAGUGAACGCCUUUAGACUGCGGCUCUGCGGAGACUCAGCGCUGAUUUGAACAACGACAGGCCCGUUAUCCACCGGCUCUUUAAUCCUCGUGUAUCCUUCGUGCGUGUGCAGACCGAUCAUGGCUCACUCCUCCCGGGGUUCCCUGUGCCCGCUGCUUCUCCCGGUGCUGCUGGGCCUCCUGCUGCCGCCGCUCGUCCUCUCUCAGGGGUUUGACCUCGCUGACGCUCUUGGUGAUGAUGACAGUAAAACCGUAACUCCAUCACCAAAGCCUGCAGUACCAGCAGCUCCAGCAGGGGGAGCAGGAGGAGACCUCGAUCUGGAGGAUAUCUUUAAAGACGUCCCCACCACUAAAGCUCCUCCUAAAGUCGUCCCGAAUGUCCCCGCCGCCACCAAAGCCCCCGCUAAGCCCAAACCCAAACCAGCUGCUGAUGCCUUUGACCUGGCUGAUGCUUUGGACCCCAACAAUGACAUUGGUGGAAAGGAUAAGAACAAGGGGCAGGGAGGAUUCUCUGACAGCGACCUGAUUGAUGUCGGCAAUGACGGAAGCUACCAACCAGACAAAGGAAAAGGUGGACGGCCAGGUGGAGACAGAGAUCAGAUUAAUCAGUACGACGACAACAGUGAGACCACAGCUGAGGUGGGCACCAUCGCAGGUAUUGCGAGUGCGGUUGUCAUGGCGUUGGUGGGAGCGGUGAGCAGCUACAUCUCGUACCAGAAGAAGAAACUGUGCUUUGGUAUCCAACAGAGUCUGAACACCGACAUGGUGAAGGCCGAGAACCCCGAGGCUGUGGUCGCUACAGAACCUCAAGUCCAGCAGACUCUCCUGGAGCCGGCCAAAGCUGAGCCCCCCACUGAGGAGAACCCCGUCUAACACACACACCUACACACACACCUACACACACAAACACAAACACACACAAGCACGCACACACAAAUCUACACACACCCACACACACACUGACAUGAUACAGUAUAUUAAUUUUAUCCUGCAUCACGUCUGUGUAGAUCCUGCAACUCUGACCUGCAGAGGAUGAUGGGAUUUGUAGUCCUCUGAGCUGAAUGUGAACAGAUUUUCCUCCUCAGCUCUAAACAUGGCCGACUGUGUAUGGAACCGUUGCCAAACGUUUGUGUAAAUAGUAAUUUAUUGUUUCCUGUUCGAACACCACUCACAGAGCUGGUUAGCGUGUCGUCUACCGUUAGCUGGAGCGUUGAUGUAGCAUUUAGCUCCAGACACACCGAGGUUCAAAGACUGGAAAAAAAGUGAGGAACUGUGUUUGUUUUGGAGAGAGAGAGAGAGAGAAUCCUCUCAGCUCCUGUUGGCGAGUUGAUCAGGAUUAAUACGCUGAUUAAUUGGAUUUGACGACGUUGAUGAGAUUAGCAGAAAGCAGAUUCUGAGACAAUCUUGUAGGAGCUGAUCUCUGAAACACAACCUCUGUUUUUAUCUUUGGGUUUAUUUGAAGGAGUUGUGAUUUUGAAUCAGCGAUAUCUCUGAGUUGAACCUUUGUGACACUUAAAUGAACCCUUCAAGUUUCUUUUUGAUGCUCGAUGAAAUAAGAACAGACUGAGAGAUCCGUUAAUUCCUCAGAUUUCUCUUCGGCGUCUCGGAGCAGCUGAUCAUGAUAUCUGUCCCUCCAGGACCCUCUGGGCGUCUUCUGUGAUUUAAAUGCCUGAUUUCACAGCAGCUUUUUUUAAAAAGUUGCAAUGCAAGUUUUAAUGUUUAUUUUUAGCUCUGACAUUACUUCUGGUCAUUCUCUGUGUCAAGAUGCCAAACUUAACAUCCAUAAAAAAAUCCAUGACACCGAAGUACAUUGUCAGGAGUUGACAAAUUAGUUCACCUCAGCACACGCCCAUUACAAUGCUUUCCCAUUGGUUGAUUCUGCUGAAAAGUUGGAACGAUUGGCCAAAAAUGCAAGGUCGCAAAAAGAGGUGCAGGGAUUUGGUGAAUUUUCAGGGAUUGGGUGAAUUUGCAGGUUUGUAUUGAGGGUCUGCAUUAACCUUGUGAAAUAUCUGACUUUUCCCUGAAACCUCUAAAAUGUGACAUUUCUGUUUAAUUUUGUACAUUAUUUUUCUGAGGAGGUCUUUAUCAGCCGUAGUUUAAGUUCAGUCCCAUGUUGACCCACAUGUGUGGCCCUUAAAGGGGCUCCAUUGUUGGCCCGUAGAGUCCAUAACCAGGUGGUAGAUUAACUCAUAGAAGGGGGGUUACAACAGGUAACUACUGUUUACAUCAUGGUACAGGUACAUCAUUAGUUCUGCUCCGUAGUCCUCGUAUAUUCAUGUACAAAGUUGCCUUAUUCACAUUUUGAUCUUUUUGCAGUGAACAAACACAAGGCGUCUGAACAUUUCUGUCUACUUACAACCUGUGACUUUUUAUAGUGUAAAUAAUCUGAUAUUUAAAAAAACAUUAUAGAGUAGAUUCUGUUUUUCAGCUAGUAUUUGAAGAUGAUGCCUAAUGAAGGAAGCCUGACAGGUUUGUCUUUUUAAAGUUACCCGUUGUCUUUGGGAAAGGUUGAGCGGUUUAACGCCAGAUAAAAGUGAAAAAAGGAUUAAAAAAUUCUGCCGUGUAAUCUUCAGAAUAAGAUGUGAUUCCAAGGAAGACUCUGAACACUUGAUGUAGCAUAAAAAUGAAGCUAGCUUAAUCAGAUUGACUUUUUCUGUCCGUGAAGCGACAGUAAUUGGUUCUUUCAGAAAAGCAGGCGGUCGAGGCUCGAGGCAGAACAUGUUUGAAAUGUGACUUACAGAUAAUUCAAGCUAAUUUUAUUCCUACUUUGCUUUGUUGUGUUAGCAUUGAGUUGCCAGUGUGUACAGAAGAACUUUGAAUUUAACUUUAUCCCAGGGUGGCAGUAUUAAUGAUUCCUUCACAAUGAGCUUAAAACAAAUUAAAAACUAACUUCUUUACUGAAGCUAAAGCACAAAUCCAAAAAGCUAAAGACAAUAAUUUAAAGAUAUCCUGUGGAGUUUUCUGGUCAAGAAAUAAUAACAAACUGAGAAACUGAGAAGUGCCAAACUGCAGUUCUUCCAGUGUCCACUAGAGGCUGUGUCCUGCAGUGAGUCAAUACCCAUAUAGCCCAAUGUUAAAGAGCCCAU
Molecule: messenger RNA, 3107 nt
Organism: Labrus bergylta (ballan wrasse)
Lineage: Eukaryota; Metazoa; Chordata; Actinopteri; Labriformes; Labridae
Gene: cd99l2
Product: CD99 molecule-like 2
Biological process (GO): T cell extravasation; homotypic cell-cell adhesion; positive regulation of neutrophil extravasation
Cellular component (GO): plasma membrane
Source: RefSeq, a predicted model, not a curated record